Columba livia (rock pigeon) is the source of this 993-nucleotide messenger RNA. RefSeq names its product complement C1q like 4 (gene C1QL4). The transcript has 2 exons. Lineage: Eukaryota; Metazoa; Chordata; Aves; Columbiformes; Columbidae. Gene Ontology annotation, molecular function: protein binding. The record is from RefSeq and is a predicted model, not a curated record. Bases 1 to 699 code for a protein of 232 amino acids.
AUGGUGCUGGUGCUGCUGGUGGCCAUCCCUCUGCUGGUGCACAGCUCCAAGGCGGCCGCGCACUACGAGAUGCUGGGCAGCUGCCGCAUGGUCUGCGACCCCUACCCUGAGCUGCCCCCCGCCUCCCCCCCGCCCCCCUUCCUACCCGGCGCCAAGGGCGAACCGGGGCGCAAGGGCCGUGCCGGGGCGCGGGGUCCCCCCGGACCACCAGGACCGCGGGGGCCACCGGGUGAGCCAGGCCGGCCCGGGCCGCCGGGGCCACCGGGGCCAGGUCCCGGGGGGUACAUCCCCUCCUUCUACAGCCCCAAGAUCGCCUUCUACGCGGGGCUGCGGAAGCCCCACGAGGGUUACGAGGUUCUGCGCUUCGACGACGUUGUCACCAACGUGGGCAACUACUACGAGCCCUCGAGUGGGAAGUUCACCUGCCCCCUCCCCGGCAUCUACUUCUUCACCUACCACGUCCUGAUGCGCGGUGGUGACGGCACCAGCAUGUGGGCUGACCUGAUGAAGAACGGGCAGGUGCGGGCCAGCGCCAUCGCGCAGGACGCCGACCAGAACUACGACUACGCCAGCAACAGCGUCAUCCUGCACCUGGACGUGGGGGACGAGGUGUUCGUCAAGCUGGACGGCGGCAAAGUCCACGGGGGCAACACCAACAAGUACAGCACGUUCUCGGGGUUCAUCAUCUACCCUGACUGACCCCCCGGGGCGCCCCCCGGGACAGCCCCACCGACCCCCAUCCCACAUACAGCACCUGCUCGGGGUUCAUCGUCUCCCCUGCGAGGACACGGCGGGGGGGUCAUCCUGGCUGCCACCGGUGUCACUGUCCCCCCGCAACAGCACCGGCCCCCCCUGCUGCCCGGCACCUCCCCAUGUCAGUGUGUCCCCCCCCGCAUGCCAGCGCCCCCCAGGGUAUCGAGGUGUCCUGCUCCUGUCCCCCUCCCCCUGUCACUGGGCUCUGUGUCCCCCCCCAAUAAACCACUGCGGGUUUGG